AUGAAGUUGAGAGCGUGCGCUCGCGCCGUGUUGCGGUGUGUUGUGUACCUAGCAUGUAUAAUCGGCAGGACGGAAGCGGACCGGGAACAUUGGAAUAGUUUACAGGAAAAUGAUGUGUUUUCAACGGACGAAAGUGUGGGCAAUUCUAUAAAAUAUCACAACAAAGACAGACCGGUGCCAUCCGAUGACUUACCUGUGAUAGAAUUGAUUGAAAACCCCGACAAUUCCUUCAAUCCCACAGACAGGGAUACAGACUAUCGCCAAUUGCGAAGAUUACUGGGUCACCAUUUUGAUAAAAACUUCAUGUCGACUGUUAGACCUUUAGAAAGUGUUAUACGUCCUAAUGGAACGUUGGAUUUUAAACUUAAAAAGGGUCGACCGAAAGAAAGAAGACCGAAUUUCAUUAAAUAUUUCGGAUCGCCAGUAUUCACAGGUGUGGGUAGCCAGUCUUCGAAACUUCGUGUUAGCAGACGGACUAGGAAAAAAAUACAGAAAUAUUUGUGGAGUUCCACUCAUUGUCCUGUGUUCCACACCUGGAAAGACUUAGGAGUGCGGUUUUGGCCAAGAUGGAUUAAGGAGGGACAGUGUUAUAAGCGCAAGUCAUGUUCCAUACCCCCUGGAAUGACUUGUCGUCCAAGCGGUUCCACCUCAAAGACAAUCCUUCGAUGGCACUGCCGGGACUGGCAAAAGAAUGCCGUGUGCCGAUGGAUACACAUUAACUACCCCAUCAUCACGCGCUGUUCGUGCGAGUGUUGA
Ylistrum balloti is the source of this 756-nucleotide messenger RNA. Its product is annotated as noggin-like. The record is from RefSeq and is a predicted model, not a curated record. The transcript has a single exon. The coding region runs from base 1 to 756 and encodes 251 amino acids. Lineage: Eukaryota; Metazoa; Mollusca; Bivalvia; Pectinida; Pectinidae. Gene Ontology annotation, biological process: negative regulation of BMP signaling pathway; dorsal/ventral pattern formation; osteoblast differentiation.